Messenger RNA from Sipha flava (yellow sugarcane aphid), 1417 nucleotides. It is a transcript of the gene PRL-1, whose product is annotated as protein tyrosine phosphatase type IVA 1. The coding region runs from base 523 to 1059 and encodes 178 amino acids. Gene Ontology annotation, molecular function: protein tyrosine/serine/threonine phosphatase activity. Gene Ontology annotation, cellular component: nucleus. The transcript is spliced from 5 exons. Gene Ontology annotation, biological process: protein dephosphorylation. NCBI's taxonomy places the organism in Eukaryota, Metazoa, Arthropoda, Insecta, Hemiptera, Aphididae. The record is from RefSeq and is a predicted model, not a curated record.
AGCCGGAGCAGCAGCAGCAGCAGUUACUCCGUUCGUUUGCGUUCGGCGAUGUUAUUUGAAAAUCCGUGCUCCGAACGGAAAAAUUGUUCGUACUGGUAUGUGUACAGUUUUUGGCCGUUUUUCCGUUGAUUUAACGACGUCUACUUCCAUGGUCAUUCAUCGAGCACUGCAGGUUGUUAAAUCUGUAGCAGCCUUUGGUUUCAUGGAUUUGUCGUUAGACAGCAGUGAAUAUUGCCAGGCACAACACAAUACAUUGGAUGUGAAUGCAUAUUAAAUUGUUUUAUUUAAUUAUUAUGCUUGCUCGUUGAAUGCGCAUUGAUCCUAAUCUAUCCUUAUUGUUGAAUUGUUUAAAUUGAUAAUUUAGUAUAAUUUGUUGGUUGCAAGAACAAAAACUCCUGUUAUUUAAUGGAUUAAGGACGACUCUUGUUUUGUCUUCAGUUAAGAUACAGGCAUAUUAUAAGAGUAGUCCAUACUUCCUUUAUUUUAAUUUUAUUUUCCUGUUAUAUAUCAUAAAUUAGCUCAAUGAGCAGCGAAACCAUAAUGCGUCAAAAAGACAUAAGACCACCGCCUUGUGAGAUAGAUUAUAAAGGAAUGCGUUUUCUUAUCACUGACAGACCUAAUGAUCAGAUAAUUCACAACUAUAUAGCUGAAUUAAAAAGGCAUAAUGUUAAACACGUUGUACGAGUUUGUGAACCAACAUACAAAGUAGAUGAAUUGAAAGCAGAAGGUAUAAUGGUCACAGAUUUGGCAUACGAUGAUGGCACAUCCCCUGCAAAUGAGUUGAUCGAAGAAUGGUUUGAAUUACUACGUAAUCAGUUUCGCAAAGAAGAAGGAAGUUGUGUUGCAGUGCAUUGUGUUGCAGGUUUAGGUCGUGCACCAGUUUUAGUGGCUCUGGCAUUAAUUGAACUUGGGCUUAAAUAUGAAGAUGCUGUUCAAUUAAUUAGAGAGAAAAGAAGAGGCGCUAUAAAUUCUAAACAAUUGGCAUUUCUAGAAAAGUACCGUCCUAAAUCUAAACUGAAGAUGAAGAAUGGACACAAGAGCAAUUGCAGUAUCCAGUAAACACAUACACAUAUUUUGGUUAUACCAAACAUAAUAAUAAGUUUUAACCAUUUUAAGCAUAGCACCAACAUAAUAUUCACAAAAAACACUUAGAAAAACCUAAAAACACUAACAAAAAAAUAUGUAUUGCUAUUGUGAUAAAAGAUCUGAUAACUUUUUGUCUAGUGUAGUGCAAAAAAUUAAUUAGUGUUUAAAAUAAGAUUUAAUCAAAUUGUUAAACGAGAAUAUAUUUUAUUUGCUUUUCUCAAUUUUUUUUCAGUGAUUGCUUUUCAUCCUAUUUAAUUGGACGUUUAGUAAUACACCAUUAGUGUAAUAAUAAUCAAUUAUUUUGUAAUAUAAUAAAACCAAUACUGUCAAA